Molecule: messenger RNA, 3205 nt
Organism: Sphaeramia orbicularis (orbiculate cardinalfish)
Lineage: Eukaryota; Metazoa; Chordata; Actinopteri; Kurtiformes; Apogonidae
Gene: tnpo1
Product: transportin 1
Exons: 25
Coding region: 2-2857 (951 amino acids)
Biological process (GO): protein import into nucleus
Molecular function (GO): small GTPase binding
Source: RefSeq, a predicted model, not a curated record
AAUGCGACGCGAGUCUGUAUGGCCCGCAGCUUUUCAGCUUGUUGCGAAAACGGAUGUUCCUGCUUUAACAGGCCCAUGUCUGAAAAGCCAGACAUACGGUCACAUUUCACCAGAAAGUCAGACAGAGUCGCGUACGUGGGCAAAGUCAAACCAGCAGCAGAUCAAGAUGGAGUGUGAGUGGAAGCCAGACGAGCAAGGACUUCAACAAAUUUUACAGCUGUUAAAAGAGUCUCAGUCGCCAGAUACGUCCACACAGAGAUCCGUCCAGCAAAGACUAGAACAGCUGAACCAGUACCCAGACUUUAACAACUAUUUGAUAUUUGUUUUGACAAAGUUGAAAUCAGAAGAUGAGCCAACGCGGUCCCUAAGUGGCCUGAUACUGAAGAACAAUGUGAAAGCUCACUAUCAGAACUUCCCUAAUGGUGUGUCUGAUUUCAUCAAGAGUGAGUGUCUUCAAAACAUUGGAGACUCUUCUCCCCUCAUCCGGGCCACUGUGGGUAUCCUCAUCACCACUAUUGCCUCUAAAGGAGAGCUGCAGAACUGGCCAGAGCUUCUUCCUAAACUCUGUUUGCUGUUGGAUUCAGAGGACUACAAUACAUGUGAGGGAGCUUUCGGAGCCUUACAGAAGAUCUGCGAGGACUCUGCUGAGAUCCUAGACAGUGACAUGCUGGAUCGUCCUCUUAACAUCAUGAUCCCAAAGUUUUUACAGUUUUUCAAGCACAACAGUCCUAAGAUUAGGUCUCAUGCCAUUGCCUGCGUCAAUCAGUUCAUCAUCAGCAGGACUCAGGCUCUUAUGCUGCAUAUCGACCCCUUCAUUGAGAAUCUGUUUGCCCUGGCAGCAGAUGAGGAGCCAGAGGUGAGGAAGAAUGUAUGCAGAGCACUAGUCAUGCUGCUGGAGGUUCGUCUGGACCGUCUCCUGCCACACAUGCAUAACAUCAUAGAGUACAUGCUGCAGAGAACUCAGGACCAAGAUGAGAAUGUAGCCUUGGAGGCCUGUGAGUUCUGGCUUACACUGGCUGAACAGCCGGUGUGUAAAGAUGUGCUCUGCGGACACCUCUCUCAGCUCACUCCAGUGCUCGUCAACGGGAUGAAGUACUCAGAGAUUGACAUUAUCCUGCUCAAGGGGGAUAUUGAAGAAGACGAGGCCAUUCCCGACAAUGAACAAGACAUCAGACCACGCUUCCACCGCUCCCGCACAGUGGCCCAGCAGCACGAGGGGGAUGGAAUUGAAGAAGAGGAAGAUGAGGAGGAUGAGCUGGAUGAUGAUGAUACUAUCUCUGACUGGAACCUGCGUAAAUGUUCUGCAGCAGCGUUGGAUGUGUUGGCCAAUGUGUUCAGGGAUGAUCUGUUGCUGCACAUUCUGCCUCUACUCAAAGAGCUCCUCUUCCAUCCAGAGUGGGUUGUUAAAGAGUCUGGCAUCUUAGUCCUGGGUGCGAUAGCUGAAGGUUGUAUGCAGGGCAUGAUCCCAUACCUGCCUGAAUUAAUUCCCCAUCUCAUCCAGUGUUUGUCUGAUAAGAAGGCUUUGGUACGCUCCAUCACCUGUUGGACGCUGAGCCGCUAUGCCCACUGGGUUGUCAGUCAGCCUCCAGAUAUUUACCUAAAGCCUCUCAUGACAGAAUUACUCAAACGUAUACUAGAUAGCAACAAGCGUGUGCAGGAGGCUGCCUGCAGUGCCUUUGCCACUUUGGAGGAGGAGGCUUGUACAGAGCUGGUGCCCUACCUGGCAUUCAUAUUGGACACACUAGUGUUUGCUUUCAGCAAAUACCAACAUAAAAAUCUGCUCAUUCUGUAUGAUGCCAUAGGAACACUAGCAGACUCAGUGGGGCACCAUCUCAAUAAACCGGAAUACAUCCAGAUGCUGAUGCCUCCACUCAUCCAAAAAUGGAACCAGCUGAAAGAUGAAGACAAAGAUCUCUUCCCUUUAUUAGAAUGUCUGUCUUCUGUAGCAACUGCCUUGCAAAGUGGCUUCCUGCCCUACUGUGAGCCUGUGUACCAACGCUGCGUCAACUUGGUCCAAAAGACACUCGCUCAGGCCAUGGUGAGUGCAGAACAACGUCUUCACCAGUCACAGCCGGACCAGUAUGAAGCUCCUGAUAAAGACUUCAUGAUUGUGGCUUUGGAUCUUCUCAGUGGACUGGCUGAGGGUUUGGGAGGCACUAUUGAGCAGCUAGUUGCUCGUAGCAACAUCCUUACACUCAUGUACCAAUGUAUGCAGGAUAAAAUGCCAGAAGUCCGUCAGAGUUCUUUUGCUCUGCUGGGAGAUCUGACCAAAGCUUGUUUUCAACAUGUCAAACCAUGCAUUGCUGAUUUUAUGCCCAUACUGGGUACUAAUUUAAAUCCAGAGUUAAUAUCAGUGUGCAACAAUGCAACAUGGGCAAUUGGAGAGAUAUCUAUACAAAUGGGGCCUGAAAUGCAGCCGUACAUUGCCAUGGUGCUGCACCAGCUGGUGGAGAUCAUAAACAGGCCCAAUACUCCAAAGACUCUACUGGAAAACACAGCAAUAACAAUUGGUCGUCUUGGUUACGUUUGUCCUCAAGAGGUGGCACCCAUGCUACAGCAGUUUAUAAGACCCUGGUGCACCUCUCUACGAAACAUAAGAGACAAUGAGGAGAAAGACUCUGCAUUCAGAGGAAUUUGCACUAUGAUCAGUGUAAAUCCAGGAGGUGUAGUGCAGGAUUUUAUAUUCUUUUGUGAUGCUGUGGCUUCCUGGGUAAAUCCAAAGGAUGACCUCCGAGACAUGUUUUGCAAGAUCCUUCACGGAUUUAAGAACCAGGUGGGAGAGGAGAACUGGAGGCGCUUCGCGGAUCAGUUCCCCAUGCCACUGAAGGAACGCCUGGCAACCUUUUAUGGGGUGUAACUGUUUCAGUGUGGUUCAUCAGUGGGCUCAUUCACUACGGGAGACAAUAUAGGGAACCUCUUUUACCCAGGGAACAUGUUACCCUUAAUAGGGGGGAAGGGUCUGCCUGUUGAGGGGAGGGAAAGGGUACAGACCCCUCCCCGACAUGGUGGACGGGGUGGGAGGGAGGUGGUAGCUGCAGUGCUCGGUUACCCUGUGCACAGGCAAGGGGGUAAGGGACUGGCAGAACAACCUUAUUGUGGGAGGAAAAUUUAGUGUAAUCACGUCUCUAUCUGAAAUUAUGAAGUUUAUCAUCUUUUUUUUCUUUCCAUUUAAGCCCCGAUGUUUUUAUUUCUGUUAAAUGAACUA